This is a messenger RNA of Anoplophora glabripennis (Asian longhorned beetle), 812 nucleotides long. Its product is annotated as S-phase kinase-associated protein 1. The transcript is spliced from 2 exons. The coding region runs from base 152 to 640 and encodes 162 amino acids. Gene Ontology annotation, biological process: SCF-dependent proteasomal ubiquitin-dependent protein catabolic process. Gene Ontology annotation, cellular component: cytoplasm; nucleus. NCBI's taxonomy places the organism in Eukaryota, Metazoa, Arthropoda, Insecta, Coleoptera, Cerambycidae. The record is from RefSeq and is a predicted model, not a curated record. Gene Ontology annotation, molecular function: cullin family protein binding.
CAUAAUAAGAAACGCGCAUGCGUGGAGCCCUGGAAACAAACUGGAUUGGCUGUCUGUAGACUUGUGGAAGUCGCUGUUGUUUUUGCUCUGCUGUCAAAUUGUUCUCAGGCCAAAUAAUUUCAAGCUUAUUCAAUCGUACAAUUUAUAAAAAAUGCCCAACAUCAAAUUGCAGUCUUCAGACGGAGAAACCUUUGAGGUGGACGUCGAGAUAGCAAAAUGCUCCGUAACGAUCAAGACCAUGUUAGAAGAUCUAGGUAUGGACGAUGAGGAGGAAGAAGUAGUACCUUUGCCAAACGUGAAUUCCGCGAUUUUGCGUAAGGUUAUACAAUGGGCUACUUAUCACAAAGAUGAUCCACCUCCACCAGAAGACGACGAAAACAAAGAAAAGCGAACCGAUGAUAUCUCCUCCUGGGAUGCCGACUUUCUGAAAGUCGAUCAAGGUACUUUGUUCGAACUCAUACUAUCAGCUAACUAUCUGGAUAUCAAAGGACUGCUCGACGUGACUUGCAAGACCGUUGCGAACAUGAUCAAAGGCAAAGCACCCGAGGAGAUACGUAAAACAUUUAACAUUAAGAAUGAUUUUACUGCUUCUGAAGAGGAACAGGUUCGUAAGGAAAAUGAAUGGUGUGAAGAAAAGUGAAGUUUUGAUAUUUUUAUUUCGUAACCGUAUCCCAUUAUUAAUUUAUUUUUGUAUUUACCUUGAUAAGGUCGUAGAUUUAAAUAGCCUCUUAUGAAUUUCAGUGUUAUAAAUUGUUUCACCAAAUUAAUCCGUGUAAUACAUUAAUGGAAUAAAAUAAAUGUGUUUUUAUAAA